CUCGGGAGAGGGACGCCACAGACGCACGAGUUGCGGUCUACAGCAGAAGUGUCCAGUCUGCAGAGUAUUUGGUGUUGGAGAAGCAGAGGAAACUUCAAUCUCACAGCUGAAGCACUAAACUGAGAACUGAGUUCUGUCAUCAGUUGAGGAGGACUGAAGGAAACGCUGUGCAUGAAGGGGCGAAGACAGUGAUGUCAUGGCCAGCAGCAUCCAAUCGGACAAACAGGAAGUCCAGCACAAUGUGGAAGCAGGUGCAGGUGUUGAGAGUCAGACAUCUGCAGCAUCUCCAGCUAAAGCCACAGAUCAAGUACUUAACGCUCGGAGUGAUCUCAUCAAUGGGAUUGGAGAUGCUGCUCUCAAAGCUCUGCUGGAUGGCCUUCAGACACCCACCUCUGUCAUGGGCCCCGUGAUUACAGACAGAGAGAGGAAUGAGGUUCUGCAGAAGCACAGUGUGACUGAGGACCAGGUGACCUGCCUGGUUGACAUGGUGCGGAAGAAGGGUGAACGGGCCUGUGAGAGAUUUCUCUCCCUCCUUAAAGAAGUGGAGCCUGAUGUCUAUGACCAACACCAAAUGAUCCUCAAUCUUAAGGAGUGGAUCUGCUCGCAGUAUAUGACAGUACAGGAGUAUAACUCCCUACCUGGACAGGACGUGCUGUUGACUGACCGCUACACUGACCUGCUGAUAGUCCAGCAACACAGAAAGCAGGAAGAGAAAGAGGAGGAGAUUCGUUUCAGAGGAGCGAGUCUCUUCAGUGCCAGGGAGGCAUAUCACAGCACCACUGUGGACCAGUUCUUCAUCCCUAAUGACCGUGGAAACAUUCCUAAAGCAGUCAUUCUUCAGGGCCACUCUGGACAUGGCAAAUCCUUUAUGGCACAGAAGAUCAUGUUGGACUGGGCAUUAGGCAACCUCUUCCAGGAUCGAUUUGAACUUAUUUUACACCUGAGAUGUAAAGAACUGAACCAGGUGUCUAGAGAGAGGAACAACAGUUCUGUGGUGGAUCUAGUGAGCUGCGAUAAGACAUUCACCCCACUGAUCUCACAGAAAUUCAAGGACUCACCACAGAAGGUGCUCUUCCUCAUAGAUGGAUUUGAUGAACUGCGAUUCACAUUGAGUGAAAUCAGUGACUCAUCUGUCAAAGACCCUUUCACACCAGCUCCUGUUGAGGCCAUUCUGAGGGCUCUGUUGAAGGGGUCAAUCCUUCGUGAUUGCUUCCUGCUAGUCACCACCAGGCCCACUGCUGCAGACACUCUGAGCAAACUGCUCAAACACCCUCUGCGUUUCACAGAGACUCUGGGUUUCUCUGAGAAGGGGGUGCAGGAGUACUUCCAGAGGUUCUGUCAAGAUCAGCAGGUAGCAGAAAAGUCAUUGAAGAGUGUGAGGGCAACUGGAACACUCUUCUCUUCCUGUUCCAUUCCAGUCAUAUGCUGGAUUGUCUGCACAGUUUUCCGGGAGCAGCUAAAAGAAAAUGCUGAAAUGGCUGAACUGGAAACAACCACCUCCAUAUUUGUCCACUUUGUGUCCACUCUGCUGGAGCAUCACUGCCAGGGUUUGAGUCAACCCGUCCCUACUCUGCUGAGGACCCUGGGCCAGCUGGCAGAGAGAGGGAUGCUGGAGCAGCAGGUCCUGUUUGAGAAGGAAAGUGUGUUGAGUACCGUCUCAGAUCUAGCCAGUGUUCCCUUCCUGUGCAAGUUCCUCCUGAAGAAGAAAGUCUGCCUGGAGGAAAUGUUCAGUUUCAUGCAUCUCAGCUUUCAGGAGUUCUUUACUGCACUCUACUACACCUCAGACCAGAAUGAGGAGAAAGUCAAAGAGCUCCUUGGUUCUGUCAAGGAAUAUGACGACAAGUCCUAUGUCCUACCUGUCAUUCAGUUUCUUUGUGGUCUCUCAAAUAAGGAGGUGAUACAAGACCUGAAGAAACUUAAGCUGCCUUCCACUCCUUCCAUUCGAGGACAGUUGGAAAAGUGGAUUCUUGAACUCAUUAAAAAAAAUAGACAUUCAAAGAAAAGUAAUGAGUUGCUGUUCAUUCUUCACUGUCUAUAUGAGUUCCAUGAGGAGGAGUUUUUGAGGAGAGCCAUGGAGGUUUGGGGUAAGAUAGCCUUUAACUCUAUUCCCCUGAAGAGGACAGACUGCUCAGUGCUGCUGUACUGCCUGCAACGCUGCCCGACCAUCAGAAGCCUGGAGCUCAAAGAGUGCAACAUCACAGCAGAGAAGCUGAGGAUGCUGCAACCUGCACUGAGCAGGUGUGAGGAGCUGGGUUUAGAUGUUGAGAAGCUGUCCGAUGCUGAUGUGAAUGAUCUGGUCUCAGCUCUGGGGGAAAGAAAGAUCCUGAGUGAACUAUGUGUGUCUAACAGCAGUCUGUCAGAGGAGAGUGUGCAGCAGGUCCUCAACGCCCUCUACAGGCAGAAGUCUGUGGGUGAAGUUGUGCUCUCAGUGAAGACCAUCAGCAUCACCACUGCUGAGAGGCUCCUGCAGCUCUACAAGACCACACAGAACACAGGGCUUGUGGGGGUGCGCCUACUGGAGGGGGCUGAUACAGCUGACAGUCUCUGUUCUGUUCUCAUGAUGAAAAGAGAGGAGGAAUGUUUCUGUCUGGUGAUUGUCCACUCUGGAGAUUCCUCUCCUGAAUCUGAAUCCUCUGGACUGAGUCUAGCUCUGCAGUUCCCCUCACAGCUCUCUGACAUCAUACUGAGGGAGAUCCUCCACAGGUUCCAUCAGCUGAGACGUUUCACAGACAAGAGUCUAGAGCAUAAUGAGUGUGUGGAUGCUCUGUUGUCCUGGCUGCCCUCUUUGCCUGAUCUGAAGGGGGUGAUUCUGGAGGUGAGCUGCCUGACUGAGAUCUGGGCCACCAGGAUCCUCCAACUCGUCCACACCUGCCCCAGUCUAGAGGAAGUACAGUUUGAAGCCACUGUCUAUAGUGAGAGUUUUAAGAGGGAAGUAGGUUUGUUGCUGGAGGAGGGGAUCCGCUUACUGCAGGAGGCUCAGAGGCGCCCAGACUGCACCAUCACACUUGAAGGGAAGCGCUGCUGUAAAGCCACUGAUAAGUGCACUGAGUUUAAGGACAGAAAGCUCCGCUGUAAUAAACUCCGGGAGAUUACAAUGGAUGAAAAAGAGGAGAGGAAGGAGCAGAAGAAGAAGAAAUGUGUUUUAAUGUGAUCUGUCACUGAGAGUGUUGGAUUCAGAACUUUAGAUGUGUAUGUCCCAGCACUGAGUGUAUGUUUAUAUUCAUAAGAAGUUUAUGUCCUGGUGUUUCUAUUGUGUGUUCUUAUGAUUUUAUUCUCAUCUGAGGUAUCCAAAUGACCAUCAGCACCAACACCAAUCAGCAGCAAUCAGCCCUGACAGGACAUGUUUCUCAUCGGAUUAAAUGUUUUAGUAUAACUUACAUAUACUGUAUGCAAUGGAAUCUGGUUACUAUCCUUUGAUUUAGGAAUGCUAAUGUAAGCCCUGAGUCAUCUGAAACUCCCUCUGUAGGAAUCCCAAACAACACAAACAUGACUUAGGUUCAGAGGCUUCGGAGGCAUUCUUAUCUCUGUUAAAUACUAGCUGGUUAAUUGAUGGUGAUUUGAAAGGUGAUUUUCCAUGGGUGUGUGUUAAGGGU
This is a messenger RNA of Sardina pilchardus (European sardine), 3593 nucleotides long. Its product is annotated as NACHT, LRR and PYD domains-containing protein 1 homolog. Gene Ontology annotation, biological process: regulation of apoptotic process. The transcript has 13 exons. Lineage: Eukaryota; Metazoa; Chordata; Actinopteri; Clupeiformes; Clupeidae. Bases 197 to 3151 code for a protein of 984 amino acids. Gene Ontology annotation, cellular component: cytoplasm. The record is from RefSeq and is a predicted model, not a curated record.